AUUUCUCGAUGCGUACGCCGAGCAGAAUUUAACCUUCUGGGCCAUCACCGCUCAAAACGAGCCUUCCUCCGGAUUUGUGAAAAAUUAUCCUUUCCAGACUUUGGGGUUCAGCGCAGAAUCGCAGCGUGAUUUCAUUGCUCUGGACCUCGGCCCUGCCCUGGCCCGAAGUUCGCACAAGGAAGUUCGUCUAAUUACUCUCGAUGACAACCGAAUGCAUCUCCCUAAGUGGGCAAAAGUGGUGUUGGGCGGUGACAGUCAAGCCUACCGCUACAUUCACGGCAUCGGCCUCCACUGGUACAUGGAUUUCAUCAGCCCCGUGAAGGACACGGUGGACGCCACCCACCGUAUCUUCCCCGACUACUUUCUGAUUGCCACCGAAGCCUGUGCCGGGUCUUUCUUUUGGGAACGGGAUGUUAUCCUCGGGUCCUGGGACCGAGGGGAGGACUACAGCCACAGCAUCUUGGAGAACCUGAAUCACCACGUGGUCGGUUGGAUCGACUGGAACCUGGCCCUGGAUUUACAAGGGGGACCCAACUGGGUGAAGAACUUCGUGGAUAGUCCGAUCAUUGUCGACCCCACUGGCGACAUCUUCUACAAGCAGCCCAUGUUCUACCACUUGGGCCACUUCAGCAAGUUCAUCCUUGAAGGAUCUCAGCGCGUUGGGCUGACGGUGGUUCAACCUUACUUUAGUUGUAACCUGGAACAUGUUGCGGUGCUUCGCCCCGAUGGAUCGGCAGUGGUGGUGGUCCUUAACCGGUCUUCGUUCAACGUCACCUUCGGACUUACUGACUCGGUUGGUCUUAUUUUAACUCAAAUCCCUGCCAACUCCAUCCAGACGUAUCUCUGGCGGCGCCAGUAAAAAAAAGAGUUAGCACGCUGGGUGCCAGUUGGCAGAAAAAGUCGUCGAUCCAGCAAGAUUGUUUACUAACCUUCUUGGGAGCUGAGAUGGUGGUUCAGCCCAACGGAUGACGUUCUUCUAGGAGAUGAACCUUGACCAUGGCUGAAGAAGCAGAGAUUUGAUGUUUUCUGGGAUCAGCAACACCACGAUGCCCAAAGUGUCUGCCAGUACAUCAGUCAUGGCUAAAAUUAACUGAAACCAAGGAGUUCCUUCCAAUUUUCUGGCUGGGAAUCUCUUGACGAGACUGUUGGCCUUAAUGUGAUGUGGCCCAACCCUUUGGAAAUGCACUUGGUUAAGCCUCAAACGCUGGCUUGCAAGCCACGAAGGAUCGUUUCUCACGCCUCCAAGCCACAUUGGGACUUUCAUCUGAUGGAAUUGAACCUGGAUGAGCUUGGCUGAGUCCACCUUGUUCUGGAUUCCUAGGUACUUCGUGAUCAGCAUUUCCAAUUAAGCGAUUGGGAACAUAUUAUACCCAAGG
Messenger RNA from Protobothrops mucrosquamatus (brown spotted pit viper), 1376 nucleotides. RefSeq names its product lysosomal acid glucosylceramidase-like. Lineage: Eukaryota; Metazoa; Chordata; Lepidosauria; Squamata; Viperidae. Gene Ontology annotation, biological process: glucosylceramide catabolic process. The record is from RefSeq and is a predicted model, not a curated record. The annotation marks the transcript as partial. The transcript is spliced from 5 exons. Gene Ontology annotation, molecular function: glucosylceramidase activity.